Messenger RNA from Adineta ricciae, 1050 nucleotides. The record is from the annotation of a GenBank genome assembly. NCBI's taxonomy places the organism in Eukaryota, Metazoa, Rotifera, Eurotatoria, Adinetida, Adinetidae.
AUGGAGACUCCAAAUGUGAUGAAACAAAAUGAACAUUACAACAUGAAUAGCACUCCGCAACUGACAGCCAUACAGAAAUCAUUUGCUUACAUCGAAAGAGCUGUCCAAGAACAUACCGCUGAUACUUCUUCGACCUCGCAACCAUUUUUCAUCGCUGACUAUGGAUGUUCACAUGGUGCAAAUUCAUUAGUUGCCAUCAAUGCUAUCAUUCAAGCGUUCCAGCAGAGAUACGCACUUACCAACGAGAUCUGCGUGAUAUUCAAUGACUUGUACACGAAUGAUUGGACAACAGUAUUUCAAACAGUCAUUGCUAAUGCAUCAACUAGAAAAUUCUUCAGUCUGGCGACAGGCACAUCAUUCUACGAACAAAUCUUACCGACUGGCUCGGUUCAAUUUGGUUAUACUUCAACAGCACUGCAUUGGUUGUCGAAGAAACCGUGUAAUCUGAGCAAACAUUGCUAUUCUCUAGCUGGACAAUCAACUGACGAAGAAAUGAAGUUGUGGAGAGAACAAGCAGCAACAGAUUAUCGAUUAUUUUUAGAGCAACGCUCGAAGGAGCUAAAAAAAGGAGGUAUCUUUCUGUCCGUCACACUCAGUCGUAAUCAUCUGAACGAUACGGGUAAUUUACCAAUUUAUCACAAUCUUUAUCGAUCAGCAAAAGCUGUUCUUUCCGACGAAGAUGAAUUGCUCAAUUUUAACAUACAAGGUUAUUAUCGCAGUAUUGACGAGCAAACUGAUCCUGACGUUCUCAAAGAACUCAACUUGGAAUUGAUUUGUGCCGACAUACAUUCAUUGCAACACCCUAUUUACGAGGAGUAUCGCUCGAAACAGAUUACUUUGGAAGAAGCCAUCGACAAGUACACAGAAUUCGUACGCAGUUGGUCCGAAUCAAGUUUUCUCAGUUGCCUAAGAAAAGAUCGAACGGACGAAGAACGAAUGGAUACGGUGAACAGGUUUUGGAAAGCAUUCAAGGAUGAAUUGCGAGAAAAGGGCAUGGAAAAUUUUCAACGAAAUCCUUUCCGAUCGUAUAUCAUACUAAGAAAGCUAUAA